Messenger RNA from Schistosoma spindalis, 2201 nucleotides. The record is from the annotation of a GenBank genome assembly. Lineage: Eukaryota; Metazoa; Platyhelminthes; Trematoda; Strigeidida; Schistosomatidae.
GUUUUUAAAUUGCGUUACUUGAGCCUGGCGACAGAAAUACUUUAUGGCUGCUCCUCCUGUGAGUUAUAACCCUUGGUGGAGCUUCUUUGUUUUGUUCGUUUCUGUAGACUGUUAGCCAUUCCUGUAAAUUUCAGUUUACAAGGCUUGCUCAGAUUGUACAUAAGGCGCAUCUACUGUACGCCGUACUGCGCUUGGGUCAAUAAUAAUUCUGUUUAUGUGGUCAUCCUGAACCACCAUCAAUAAAUUUGAAAACGUCCUAACCAUGUCAUUUCAUUGCCAGUACAAUAUGACAUGUCACAAUGCUGUCAAUGAAUCUCUCUGUAGUGGCUGCUAUUAUAAUAACUUGCUUAGAUAAAUUGACAGUUUAGUUUGAUAGAAUGGAGGGUAUUUUGUUAAAAUGGACAAAUUAUGUUAGCGGUUGGCAACAACGAUAUUUCAUUUUGGACGAUGGAGUUCUGUCGUACUAUCGAUCCAAAGAAGAAAUGAAUAGUGGAUGUAAAGGAUCGGUCAAAUUAUCUGUAUGUGAUGUUAUAGUUCAUAGUUCUGAUCCACGAAGAUUUGAUUUGAUCCUUGAUGAGCAAAGAUAUUAUUUGCGUGCUUUAUCGCGGGCAGAUCGACAAAGAUGGGUUAUUGCACUUGGUAGUUCAAAAGUAGGCACUGCACAAUUAAAGUCAGAAGGCGUAAAUAUAUAUGAACCUUCACAAACCCAAUUAAUCGAUAAUCAUCGUUCUGAAUUGCGUCUUUAUCAUAAUUUAAUGGUACAACAAGUCAAAGAGAUUCAAAGCGAACUAAAAGAAGGUACGGUCCCAGAUAUGAAUCGUAUUGAUGAAUUAACUAGUAUGUUAAACGCAUCUUGCUCCACAUUCUUAAUAACUUUGGAUGAAUUAAUGAUUUUAAGUAAUGCACAAGCUCCAUGGUUAAGUUCCAUAUUAACAGGAACAACAUUGGAGACAAGUCCUACUAUGUUUCGAAAUAAAUCAUCUCUUACCAAUACAGAUUCUUGUAAUAUACAUUCACCAAAUAUGAGUAAUAAUCUUUGUUCUUCAUUGACGAACGAUCCUAUCUUUCGAAAUUCACAUGCACAAUCAUCAUUAAAUCGUCGUCACUUCAAUGCUACACGAAAAUAUCAAACAUUUUUCUCUACUUUAGAAUAUAGUUUUGAAGAGAUUAAACCAUCUAUACCUAUUCAACCAAUUCCAGAUAAUGAUAAUAUAAAACUUCCUGGUGAUUAUUUAUCAGCAUUAGAAUUUGUUAAAGCAUCUAAAUGUUUAUUGCAUUUUCUUGAUCGAUUAAAUAAUACUAAUAUGAAUCAAAUGAAUUGUACAUUAAAUAAUCAUUUAUCAACUUCACGUACUUAUAUUGCAUUACAACAAGUUCGUCAACGUUUAUUAGAUUAUUUAAAUUGUAUUGAAUUUCAUGUUGAAAUGCAUACUUCUACAACCAAUAUUAUUAAUGAUAAUCAUGAUAAUGAUGAUGAUGAUCAUCAUCAUCAUACUACUACUACUACUAAUAAGACUACUGUUAUCGGUGGAACAGAUGAAAUUUUAUCCAUUGAUAGUAAAGAGAAUCAUAAUGAUACAAAUGUAAAAAAUCAUUGUAAUAUUUUAUUUAAAAAAGCUCAACUCAGUUUAGGUUAUCUUUUACGAUAUGAAAUAAAACAUAAAGAAUCAAUUCAUGAAAAUAAUAAUAAUUCAGUUUAUAUGGCUAUUCUAUGGUUAUGUAGAUGGUUGAAUUUUGUCAGAGAAUUUAUUCAUCAUUUAUUCUGUUUACCGGAUCCAUCUUCACUUAUUAAUAAUACAUUGAAUUCUGAUACAAGCCUCGUUACUAUUGCAAAUGAAGCGUAUACACGAUGUUUAAGACCUUUUCAUUCAUGGUCUGUACGAGGUAUGGCUAUGGUUAUUAUGCAAUCACUUCCUUCACGUUUAUACUUAUUUGAAUUAUUAUUAAUGGAUAAUCCAGAAACAAUAUCAUCGUCAAUAACUUCACCGAUUGGAUUAACUCCUGGGUCUUUCAAUGAAACUAAAUUAUUAUUAAUACGUUAUCCAGAGGCAUAUAUUCAAUUAAAAUCAGAUGCUACACGUUAUUCAGAAGCAUUAGGUCGUUUCUUAACCCUAAUCGAAGGUCUUUUAGCCAGUUUAGAUUUAAAUCGUAUAUUCACCGGAUCGGAAAGUUAUUAAUAUUAUAUAUAUAUAUAUAUAUAU